AUGAGACUGUCUACUCUUACUUCGGCCUUUGUGCCACUUGUAUUGGUUGGAGCCACCAUCCAGAGACGACAAGCCGCUGUAACAGUCACUGAGACUGUAACCGCAGCAGCAGCAUCGCCAACACAAUGGCAGUGGAAUCUCGGGGCGUCAAAUGCUUGGCCUAUUCACGAGUCUUGCAACGCGACUGAGAGAGCGCUGCUGAAGCGUGGCCUGGAUGAGGCCGCAAUUCUUGCAUCGCAUGCCCGGGACCACAUUCUCCGUUUUGGUAACAGUUCCGACUUUUACCAAAAGUACUUUGGCAGCGCACCAAGCGGGGAGGUCAUUGGAUGGUUUGAGAAGCUAGUACACGGCGAUCGUGGAGCAUACAAGUUCCGUUGCGACAAUCCUGAUGGAAACUGUGCUCUUGACGGUUGGGGCGGUCACUGGCGUGGAGAGAACGCGACAGAGGAGACUGUCAUCUGCCCACUAUCCUAUGAAACCCGCAAGCCUCUAGACGGCAUGUGCGGAUACGGCUACACGGUAGCUCAGGGCUCGUUGAACUUUUACUUUGCCUCGGACCUGAUCCACCGCUUCUUCCACAUGCCCAGCAUUGGCGAGGGAGUCGUGGAGCAUUACGCCGACGACUACGCAGAUUGCCUCCAGCUCGCGAUUGAUAACCCAUUGGAGGCAGUCAGAAACACCCACACGCUCCAGUACUUUGCUCUCGACGUCUAUGCCUUUGACAUUGCCCUGCCCAACGACGGCUGCACGGGAAAGGUUGAGGAAUCCAGCUCCGAGGAUACCACGGCGACGACGACAGCGGUCACUACAGCUAGAACAACGACAACGGCAGCAGCUGAGUGCCACACGCAUUCGAAUGGUGAUGUCCAUUGCUCUUAG
Molecule: messenger RNA, 879 nt
Organism: Pestalotiopsis fici W106-1
Lineage: Eukaryota; Fungi; Ascomycota; Sordariomycetes; Amphisphaeriales; Sporocadaceae
Exons: 4
Coding region: 1-879 (292 amino acids)
Cellular component (GO): cell surface; fungal-type cell wall; extracellular region
Molecular function (GO): integrin binding; metallopeptidase activity; zinc ion binding
Source: RefSeq, a predicted model, not a curated record